AUGAUGCUUGAAAGGAGCCAUCCCACAUCAGUGGAGACUUGGCCAACUACCGAAAAAGCUGCGUCAGAAAAACUCAGUGAGAUUGUCAUUGAUUCUUCUGACGAUGAAGAACCAGCAGAAGGGAACGAUUUUCCCACAAGCAGCAAAGCAUCAACAGCAAGUGCGCCACCCGACACGCAUCCAAUGCCGCCGCCACCAAUGUCGGACCAAGUAGUCGAAACCUGCUCGUCACUUCGAUUCCGCAUAGAAGAGGGCCGACAACAGCUUAACAACUCAUUCUCGCAGAACUGCUAUUCGAAACUGGACGCGGAAACUGAAGCUGAGUACAAAAUACCUCCCAACCGUUACAAAAGUACUGAAUAUGCAUGCUCAUCUUAUGAGUAA
Cylicocyclus nassatus is the source of this 384-nucleotide messenger RNA. The record is from the annotation of a GenBank genome assembly. Lineage: Eukaryota; Metazoa; Nematoda; Chromadorea; Rhabditida; Strongylidae.